AUGAGUUUGAAAUCCGUUUUCUGCAAAAAAAAGAAAUAUGACACCUCCACUAGUUCCUCCCUCACAUCAACCACGAUCGCCACAAACCCAAUGCCGUCGCGUUCGCGAUCCCAGCAUAGCAAGGACCAGAUCGUCGCGGAGCUCGAGCAGGUCUUCAAGAGGUUUGACAUUAAUGGCGAUGGCAAGAUCUCGUCGUCAGAACUCGGAUCCAUCUUAGGCAGCCUAGGGCACCCGGCCACGGAGGAGGAGCUAGACAAGAUUAUCAAAGAGGUGGACACCGACGGCGACGACCACAUCAACCUCCAGGAGUUUGUGGAGCUGAACACCAAGGGUGUGGAUUCGGACGAGGCGUUGGAGAAUCUCAAAGACGCAUUCUCAACGUACGACAUCGACGGGAAUGGAUUGAUAUCGGCGGACGAGUUGCACAAGGUGUUGAAGAGCCUGAACGACGACUACUCGCUGUCCGAGUGCCAGAAGAUGAUCAACAGGGUCGAUAGGAAUGGGGACGGAAUGAUUAGUUUCGAGGAGUUUAAGGUGAUGAUGUUGCAAGGGUCGCGCUUAGAUUUGAUGGACCAAUGA
Molecule: messenger RNA, 579 nt
Organism: Alnus glutinosa
Lineage: Eukaryota; Viridiplantae; Streptophyta; Magnoliopsida; Fagales; Betulaceae
Product: probable calcium-binding protein CML25
Exons: 1
Coding region: 1-579 (192 amino acids)
Molecular function (GO): calcium ion binding
Source: RefSeq, a predicted model, not a curated record